This is a messenger RNA of Dentiscutata heterogama, 207 nucleotides long. The record is from the annotation of a GenBank genome assembly. NCBI's taxonomy places the organism in Eukaryota, Fungi, Glomeromycota, Glomeromycetes, Diversisporales, Gigasporaceae.
AUGAGUUCACCAUCACCGAAAGUUAAUCAUAUUAAAAUUUAUCCAUGGUCUCAAAGAAAAUUAAACAAAUUUAAUCCUUUUCCACGUAAUGGUCACUCUGUGAGUGAUACGAUAAAUAAUGAAAUAUUCUUUUUCGGUGGUUUUGUAAACGAAAAAGCCACAAAUGAAUUAUUUGUUAUUGAUGUUAAUGAUCUUAAUGUCGUUCCA